Molecule: messenger RNA, 1128 nt
Organism: Amphimedon queenslandica
Lineage: Eukaryota; Metazoa; Porifera; Demospongiae; Haplosclerida; Niphatidae
Exons: 7
Coding region: 80-1045 (321 amino acids)
Biological process (GO): regulation of cell differentiation
Cellular component (GO): membrane
Source: RefSeq, a predicted model, not a curated record
UCUGAUAUUAUCACUUGAUACAAUUUGAUCAAGAGCAGUUAGUGACAGACAGACAACUACUACUAACUACUACUGAGAAAUGGCUGCUGCAGGAACAGAGAGCAAUGGAGGAGAGGGAGAAGCAGUAAUAAUUAUGUCAGGAGCUUUAACAAAGCAAGGAGGCAACGUUAGGAAUUGGAAGGAAAGACAUUUUGUACUAAAAGGGACUGAGCUUAACUAUUACAAAAAAGAAGGCGACACAAAGCCAAAGGGGGUGAUUGAUCUGAAGACUGGACGAGGGAUAAGAACAAUGAAGUAUAUAUCAGAAGGAAUUGAGUGGCCUGAAGAUGUGCAGGCAAAUUAUGCAUUUGCAAUUGCAACUAGUGCCAGGACUUAUUAUGUCUAUGGAAAGAGCUCAAAAGAAAUACAGAAAUGGAAGAAAACCAUAAAAGACAUCAUAGAUGAACAUGGCAGCCCUACUGAUGACUGGAAGAAUGAUGUGGAGGGAAAACCUGAGCACAUAGCUUCAAAAGUAGUCAAGAAAGUUGCAAAGAUCGGAGCACAAGUGACCAAGAAAGUUGCAUCAGAGUACAUACAAGAUGACAACAUCGCAUCAAUUGUUGAAGGGGUUGCCGAUGGAGUUGAAAACCAAGCGGAUGCAGAUCGUAAUGCAACUAUAGGAGACAGGCUCAAAAGAGGAGCUGGAGAUGCAGUAGGAGUUGCAGGUUCAGGCAUACAAUUGGCUAGUGAGUAUGUACCGGAUGAAAUAGGACAGACUGCUGUAUAUACUGCCGGUGGUAUUAUCAAAGACCAAGGUACUGCUGAUACUGAUGCUAGCAUUGCAGAAAGAUUAGCCAUUGGAGUUGGUAGUACAGCAGAUUGUAUAGGGGAAUGCCAUGAGGAAGCUUCUAUAGUGACUGAUCUUGUUAGCAAAGGAGCUGAGAAAGUGACUGAAGUCCUCGAGGAGGACAGAGCAGAAAAAGAAGAGGAAGAAAAGAAAAAGAAGCUUGAGCAAGACAGCGAUGCUGAGAGUGAUGACGAAAAUGUUGACACGUCAGGAAUAUAAAAAACUUGUCAAAAAUUUAAUAAUAACUAUCGUUUUUUAUUAAUUAUUAUUUCUCACAACAAACACCAUUAAGGGAAAAUACA